AUGUCGGCAGUGCAAGAAUCCUUCGAAGCGCUAUCGGUGAGACUGGCUGAUUCGGAGGAGAGAGACUCAUGGGCCCAGCAGAGCGAAGCCAUCAACCUGGAUAUCCAGGAUAUCAUGGUCGAUGUGCUCGUGGUAUUUCUGCAAUUGCCCAAGCUAGACACCUCUCUGGAGGCGGUGGAGGCAUGGGCCACGGCGUUUGACCGUUUGUUUGAAAUUGUGCCUGGACUAAAGCCUGUUUUCAAUACUGCUCCGCUGGAGGACCUAGAAACGAGGUUCGAAGGCCGCCCGGGCCGCUUCUACUCGCCAAUUGAGGAGGAGUAUUUUCUAGCCACGUUUUUUCAGGACUUCUGGCAAAUGCUUCUAGGCACAGACAAGUUAGGCGACCUUGCCGUGGGCAGCACGCUAGCUGAUCCUCGGGACGACCUGAUCAACGUGUAUGAGUUUGUGAAAGAGAGGAAAAACGGUCCCAGAAAUGCUCCACGAAGACGCUCGAGACGAGAACUGGCGCUUCGAGACCCCAUUGCUGCUGCUGCCGCUGCUGCAUUACGAGAGCAUGAUAAGGUCGCCGCCAAUGACCCCAAGUCGACGUCAAGAGCCAUCGAAAAGCACUUGAUGGCGUUGUUGGACGCCUACACCGACGCAGACUCGGCCUUUGACAGGCUAGAGCUCACGGCGCUGGCAGUGGAAAGCCUCGAAACGAGCCAGGUGGGCCGGUUCUUCCUGAAGUUCAAGAGACAGGAGUUUGCCUUGUUGUAUGCUUCUGUGAGGGGCACCCUGUGUCUGCUGGUGUUGGUGGACGUGUUGACAAAAUACUACAUGGAGUUUCAGGCCGAAACCCAUUUGUUCAAUGCUCCCGACUACGGCACGUUCAUCAAGGAUCUUAAGCGCAGCUACAAGAAUAGUGAGUCAAGGACAACGUAA
Candidozyma auris is the source of this 921-nucleotide messenger RNA. RefSeq lists its product as uncharacterized. The transcript has a single exon. The coding region runs from base 1 to 921 and encodes 306 amino acids. Lineage: Eukaryota; Fungi; Ascomycota; Pichiomycetes; Serinales; Metschnikowiaceae. The record is from RefSeq and is a predicted model, not a curated record.